Meloidogyne enterolobii is the source of this 192-nucleotide messenger RNA. The record is from the annotation of a GenBank genome assembly. NCBI's taxonomy places the organism in Eukaryota, Metazoa, Nematoda, Chromadorea, Rhabditida, Meloidogynidae.
AUGUUGAGUACUCGAGCUGGAGGUUUGGGUUUAAAUUUACAGUCUGCCGAUACUGUUAUUUUGUUCGAUUCUGAUUGGAAUCCGCAUCAGGAUAUGCAGGCACAGGAUAGAGCUCACCGUAUUGGUCAAACUCGCGAGGUUAAUAUUUAUAAUUUUUAUUGGUGCUGGUCUGGGUGCGUGUUCUUCGUUUGA